CAAUAAACUAGGGACAUUAACUAAUAACAUAUCACUAAAAUAUUAUACUGUUAUAUCUCUAAUCAAUACCUUGUAUCUCUACAACCAAGAUGGCUAUCACGGUGACACCUCUUGCAGGUUCAGGGAGGGUUAACACAGAGGAACGAAAUACCGGAGAACCAUUUUGCUAUUUGUUAGAAAUAGAAGACGCUAGAAUAUUGCUAGAUUGUGGUUCACGAGAUUGGGAAGCAAAUGAUGAGAGUGCAUUCUACUAUGAGAAGAAACUACGGGAAAUUGCACCUACAAUCGAUCUGGUGCUGCUAUCUCACGCUUCUACAAAACACAGCGGUUUCUACGCCUACGCUUACACACAUUAUGGUUUAAAAUGCCCUGCUUAUUGCUCACUUCCUGUUAAAGAACUCGCGAGGUUGAGCACUCUAGAAGACAUCAUCGGUUGGCGAGGUGAACGUGAUAUCGAAGGGCUACACAACGACGACGAGCUCUGGUGUGUACCGACGCGAGAGGAAAACAGAGCAGCCUGGACAUCCGUCAAAGAUGUUCGAUACCAUCAGCCUCAGCAUUUAUACGGAAAGUUACGUGGUGUGACGAUAACAGCAUACUCGUCUGGACAUACCCUCGGUGGUACGCUCUGGAAAAUUCGUGCACCAUCCGUAGGCACCAUCCUCUAUGCUGUUGGCAUAAAUCACAUGAAAGAGAGGCAUUUAGAUGGUACGGCACUCAUACGGGGCGAUCAAGGAGGUUUGACAGUCCAUGAGCAGCUCGUCAGACCAGGAUUAGUUAUUACAGACAGCGAGCGUGGAGAUUGCGUCAAUGCGAAGCGUAAAGAUAGAGACGCAGCAUUGUUAGACAUAAUAAAUAGAACCCUCCAGAGCGGAAACUCCUUGCUCCUUCCAUGCGAUCCUACUUCACGUAUUUUAGAACUACUCGUUUUGUUAGACCAACAUUGGACCUACAUUCGGGACAAGGACCCUUCAUUCAGGAUACCACUUUGUUUAAUUAGCAACACUGGCACUGAUAUGCUCAAAUUCGUUCGAGGAUUAAUGGAAUUCUUUGGUGGGGCCACAGCAGCAGGUGAUAACUCCCGCGAAGAGGCUGAACGAAGGUACAAAGAGAACCGUGGUGUACUUGACUUCAAAACGCUUAAUAUAUUCACAUCUGUCGAUGCCCUUGAGGCGGCGUAUCCUGGUACGCCUAAACUUGUUCUCGCUGUACCGUAUUCGAUGUCGUAUGGCGGUUCACGUAGGUUAUUCCAUAGUUUUUCAAAUAACCCAGGUAAUGCGAUUGUGCUGACGUCUCGUGGUGCACCUGGUUCUCUUGCCCGAGACCUUUUCGAUAGGUGGAACGGCAAGCAGAAUGAUAAAUGGGGUAGUGGUAAACUCGGUGAAGCCGUGCAAGGUGAUUGGAACAUUCCAAUAACAGAGCACAGCAAGGUACCCCUCCUUGGUGAAGAAUUAGAAGCCUAUCAAGCCACUGAGCGUAUAAACAGGGAGCAAGAAGCUGCAAGACAGGCGGCAGACUCACGAAGACGCCGAAUGAUGGAAGCUGAUGCACAAGAGGAAGACGAUGAGGAGGAUGACUUCGAAGGUGACUCUAGUUCAGAUGAAGACGAUAAAGUCGUUGAAAAGGAAGAACAACAGAAGGAGGAAGAUGGUAAUGGAUUACAGCAAAUUAGUUAUGAUAUUUACCUUAAAGGACAUUCAACUAGAGGUGCAACGUCUUUCUUCAAGUCUGCACAAGGGUCUGCUCCAAGAUUUAGAAUGUUUCCAUUCAACGAUAUAAAGCGCAAGAUGGACAGCUAUGGUGAGGUAAUUGAUGCCGAGAGUUGGGUUAGUAGAGGAAGGGAACUAGAAAGACAAGCCAUCGAGCAAGAUCAAGAACACGAGGCGAAGAGAAGAAAGAUGGAGGAAGAAGCCGAUGCAACACCUCUUGAACCACCAUCGAAGUACAUUAGCGAGAAUGUAGAAGUUGGAGUGAACUGCCAGGUUAUGUAUAUCGAUUUGGAGGGUCUCAACGAUAGCAGAGCUAUAAAGAACAUUAUGCCUCGGUUGAAUCCAAGGAAGAUGAUUCUCGUAGGAGGCACUCAAACGUCAUCAAACUCCCUCAUCAACGCCUUCGAGGCUAUAUCGGCCAUGACGAAGGACAUCUACGUACCGAACAUGGGCGAGACGAUUAAGAUUGGUGAACAUACUCACAGUUACACAUUCACCUUGGGUGAUAGCCUAGUGAAUAACGUACAUAUGGCACCGUUUGAGGACUUUGUUGUUGGUCACGCUAUUGGUAAAAUGGCCUAUCACGAAGAAGCACUCGUGCCGACAUUUGAGGUUGCUACGUCAGCUGCGCAAGAGACUACUGCAAAUGUGCCAACGUCGCUCUACAUUGGUGAUAUGAAGUUAACAUCCCUCAAGGCUAAACUAGUUGGAUUAGGAUUGAGUGCGGAAUUCGGUGGUGAAGGUGUGCUUGUCUGUUGGAAUGAAAUGAACAGUGAAGAAGGCGCGGUUGCUAUUUCUAAAAACAGCAAGGGAGAAUUAAACAUGACGUCGAGUUUGAUAGGUGAUGGUGAUAUAUACUACACAGUCCGUGAUGCAGUCUACGGGAUGCAUGCUGUCAUACCAACACCAACCUGAUCAUGUAUUUAUUUAUUAAUAGUAUUUUAAAGUUUUUUAUUUUUUACUGUCAG
Molecule: messenger RNA, 2677 nt
Organism: Wallemia mellicola CBS 633.66
Lineage: Eukaryota; Fungi; Basidiomycota; Wallemiomycetes; Wallemiales; Wallemiaceae
Exons: 4
Coding region: 90-2624 (844 amino acids)
Biological process (GO): mRNA 3'-end processing by stem-loop binding and cleavage
Cellular component (GO): mRNA cleavage and polyadenylation specificity factor complex
Molecular function (GO): RNA binding
Source: RefSeq, a predicted model, not a curated record